This is a messenger RNA of Aureobasidium musti, 594 nucleotides long. The record is from the annotation of a GenBank genome assembly. Lineage: Eukaryota; Fungi; Ascomycota; Dothideomycetes; Dothideales; Saccotheciaceae.
AUGCCUGAGACCGUCGAAAUUCCCAUUCGCACCGGCACUGCCUUCACCUUGAACAAGGGACAACGCCUGACGGUGAUUGAUCCUAAAGGUGUACAAGUCUCUGACCUCGUUGCCUUCAACCGUCAUGAUCCAGACGAAGUCAUCAGCAACGGCAGGACACUCGACUACGCGAGUCGAAUCUACCUCACCACCGGCGAUCCGCUGUACUCAAACCGCAGUAAUGUCAUGCUCAAAAUAGUCGCCGACAACUCUCCUGGCAAGCACGAUUUUCUGUUAACGCCAUGCUCAAAAGACACCUUCCGCAUUAUCUAUGGUGACAAGGAGCCACACCAAGGAUGCUUCGGCAACAUUGCUGGAGCCAUUGAGCAAUUCGGCAUCUCAUCCGACCGCAUACCUUGCGCGUUCAAUUGUUUCAUGAAUGUCACUGUCGACUCGGAUUCGGGAGAGCUCAAGGUGCUGCCCCCAAUCACCAAGGCGGGUGACAGCAUCGAAUUCGUGGCCGAGAUGGACCUGAUCAUCGCUUUGACCGCUUGUUCGGCCCUGCAGUCGAAUGGCGGAUCAUUUAAGCCAAUCCAAUACAAAAUCAGCGAUUGA